CACUUAAUCGGUACGUGCGCUGACCUUCGUGAACAAAAUGGCGCUUGCAAGAGUAGGUUUACUGCGACAGGUUUUACAAAAUGCUGUCAAAAGACCAGUGAACCAGCCGAAGAGGGAUUGUGGCUACAUUUUCAGGCCAACAGAUAGUGUAAAAGAAGCAGCUCAUGAAUAUUAUAUACCACAGUUUAAAGCCAACAUAAAGAAAGAAUGCAAAACAUCAGUUCUGGUAUCAGGUCCACUUUUGAUUGCUGGAAUGGUUCUGACCAUAUUAACUGAGGAACAUGAAGAGGGUCUUCCAGAAUAUUUACCUUACGACUACAUGUACUGUAGAAAAAAUGCCUUCCGCUGGGGAGAUGGCAACCAUUCACUAUUCCAUUGUGACCAAAGCAACCCUAUGCCUGAUGGAUGGCCAGAGGAUUAAAUGCUUGAUGGAAUUUUUAAAUGGAGAAAGCAUGGAGCUUCUUAAAAACAUUUUGUGAAUAUGUGAUGCCAUGUGAAAUCUGGCUGAAGCAUUUUGGACUGGUUAUAUAGAAAGUGAAUCUAUGUAGAAUUUUGAGAGUAUGAAACUUUCGUUGUAACUUUCGUUUGGUGAUUAAAUAAGAAAAUUUGUUAAA
Messenger RNA from Pecten maximus, 614 nucleotides. Its product is annotated as cytochrome c oxidase subunit 6A, mitochondrial-like. Lineage: Eukaryota; Metazoa; Mollusca; Bivalvia; Pectinida; Pectinidae. Gene Ontology annotation, biological process: mitochondrial electron transport, cytochrome c to oxygen. Gene Ontology annotation, cellular component: mitochondrial inner membrane. The coding region runs from base 38 to 421 and encodes 127 amino acids. The transcript has 3 exons. The record is from RefSeq and is a predicted model, not a curated record. Gene Ontology annotation, molecular function: enzyme regulator activity.